Messenger RNA from Carassius auratus (goldfish), 1148 nucleotides. RefSeq lists its product as uncharacterized. The record is from RefSeq and is a predicted model, not a curated record. NCBI's taxonomy places the organism in Eukaryota, Metazoa, Chordata, Actinopteri, Cypriniformes, Cyprinidae. The transcript has 4 exons. The coding region runs from base 284 to 1021 and encodes 245 amino acids.
UCUGCAUGGGGCGAAGGGGGAAGCUGAUGCUUGAGCGCGUUCACGGAGGCGCGACUCUGAUUUUUUUUUCCGUUUGGCUCUACAAACCUCGAAGUUAUCCUCAUAUGGCUGUUACGAUAGUGAAGCAGGUUUAUGACUCAUGUUGAUCGAUAUCUACAGACUAAGCGAUUUAUGUCAAACGGUUUAAGAAAAUGAUCCACGAAUUGAUUUUUUUUCUUUGUUUUUUUGUCAUCUGCUUGGUGUUUCUGUUGCUGAGACAAAUGGAGUGAAGUCAUUGUCAGUGAUGGAGGGAGAUACUCUUAUUCUAGAAUCUAAUGUUACUGAAAUACAGACAUGUGAUGAGAUAGAGUGGACAUUUGGAAACAUUCGAAUAGCUAGAAUCAAAAGAGUGAGCGGUAUUUUUACCACAUCUUAUGAAGAUGAUUUGAGAUUCAUAGACUCCAGACUCCAACUCGAUAAUCAAACUGGAUCUCUCACCAUCACAAACACCAGACCUGAACACUCUGGUGUUUAUAAACGAACUAUCAUGGUCAGAAAUGAGCAAUCAAUCAAUAGUUACAAUGUUACUGUUUAUGCUCUGUUGCCCAUUCCAGUAAUCUUCAUUGACACGUUACCAUCCGCUUCAUCAUCUGAAAGAUCAUCGAGGAUCUUCUUGUGUUCAGUGGUGAAUGUGAGAGAUGUGACUCUUUCCUGGUACAAAGGAAACAGUUUAUUGUCCAGCAUCAGUGUGUCUGAUCUCAGCAUCAGUCUCUCUCUUCCUCUGGAGGUGGAAUAUCAGGAGAACAACACCUACAGCUGUGUAGUAAAGGAUCCUUUCAGAAACCAAACCACACAUCUGGACAUUACUGACUUCUAUUUGAUUUCAGACUCUUUCCAUUGUUGUGGCACUGUUGAAGCUGUGACCCGAUUGGUCAUCACUGCUGUGGUGGGCAUGGCUGCCGUGGCUGCUGUUGUUGUUCUGGUUUAUGACAUCAAAUCUAGAACAGGAGAGAAGAGAACAAACAUCAACAUCAGAAAAUAAUCAAUCAUAUCUUGUAAAUAAACAGUUGUGCAGAUGUAAAGGUUAGAGAUGUUCUGAUGCCCUUUUUCUCUUCCCGAUACCGAUUCCGAUACCUGGGCUCAGGGUAUCGGCCGAUACAGAGUACUGA